Molecule: messenger RNA, 5885 nt
Organism: Bemisia tabaci
Lineage: Eukaryota; Metazoa; Arthropoda; Insecta; Hemiptera; Aleyrodidae
Gene: Oga
Product: O-GlcNAcase
Biological process (GO): glycoprotein metabolic process
Molecular function (GO): beta-N-acetylglucosaminidase activity
Source: RefSeq, a predicted model, not a curated record
UGUUGUUGUUUUAUGUGCGACUGCUAGCAGAGAGAGCUGAUAGUUGAAUUUUCUAGAAUUCUGUCUUACAUAUUUUAGUUAUCUUUUCUAUAAUCGAAACUCCUCAGUUGUGUAUCAUUCACAAUUCUUCAAGCUUAACUUGUUUGGCCGUCAAGAGUGUCUAACUUGUCCGCGAUUCGCUGAGCUGAAUGUUGAAUGACAUCCCCAUUAGCUUUUUAAAAUGGCUGACAUCGGUUCUCUUACUGAUAAUUUGAACGUUAAAAACAGUAACUUCAUUUGUGGUGUUGUCGAGGGCUUUUAUGGAAGACCAUGGACCACCGAGCAACGAAAGGAUCUUUUCCAGAAGAUGAAAAAGUGGGGUAUGGACUCGUACCUGUACGCCCCUAAAGAUGAUUACAAGCAUCGUGUUUACUGGCGCGAGCUCUACACUGUCGAAGAGGCCGAGCACUUGACUGGCCUCAUCACUGCUGCUCAAGAGUGCGGAAUCAACUUUUACUAUGCUCUUUCUCCUGGCCUUGAUAUCACAUAUUCAUCAACGAAAGAGGUUUCAACGCUCAAACGGAAGCUGGAGCAGGUGUAUCAGUUUGGAUGCACGGCAUUUGCGCUUUUGUUCGACGAUAUUGAGUCAGAAAUGUCUGAAGCAGAUAAAGAAGUUUUUCAAUCUUUUGCACAUGCCCAGGUCUCCAUCACAAAUGAAGUCUAUCAGCACCUCAGCCAACCUAAAUUCCUGUUAUGUCCAACCCAGUAUUGUGCUGCAAGAGCUGUCCCAAACGUCUCAAAUUCAGAGUAUCUCAACACCUUGGGCUCAAAAUUGGCUCCUGAUAUAGACAUCAUGUGGACAGGUCCGAAAGUAAUUUCCAGGCUGCUGACUGUGGAAUCAAUCGAAGAAAUAACAGAAGUUUUGAGGAGGCCACCGGUGAUUUGGGAUAACAUCCAUGCAAAUGAUUAUGAUCAAAAGCGUGUUUUCCUAGGUCCAUACCAAGGGCGUUCACCCGAUCUCAUUCCGAAGCUUCGCGGUGUGUUGACCAAUCCCAACUGCGAGUAUGGUUGCAAUUUCGUAGCCAUCCACACGUUGGCUCAGUGGUCCCGAUGCAGUAUCGAUGGACUGCGAGAUCUUAGUUUGAACGACAGUGUCUCAGCUGACAUCAAGCUUGAAAUUGAGUCUGAAGAUGGAGGAUUGUCAGAGGAUGUCCCCUCCUCGUUGCCCACCAACAUCUACCAUCCACGCCGAGCUCUGCGUAACGCAAUAAAUGAAUGGCUUUUAGAAUUCCAGCGGCACAAACAGGUCUACGGGCCAAUUCAGAAACCUCAGCCACAAGUUGCCGUCGCUAUCCCUGUCCCGGUCAUACUUCCGAGUAUCAACACAUGCAUGUCCCUUACGCCCACUACGACCUCUGUCACUGAUUCACAGCCUAAUAACACGAAUCAGCUUCAAGCCUUGGCGGAAGUGUGCUCAGCUGUAAACGGUGCUGACAGCUUAAUGCAGCCCACACCUGCUGUGACUUUGACCGGCCCUGCAGUCGUGAUGAACUCCCUUGCAUCAGAGAAUAAAGUUAUCAGUGAACCGAUGGAUUGUAAAACCACCCCCACCUCAGAGUGCUUGUCUUCGGACACUUCUGUAAGUUGUUCCAGUUUCCCAGGUGACGCAAACAGCAAAAUGCAAAUGGAAUCACCAAGUCCCUCUAGUCAAACAAUGAUUGUAGAUCCUCCUACCAAUCCGCCAGAAACUAACGGAACUGAAGCGAAGAAGUCCCCCGAAGAAGAAUUGCGUUACGAGGACCUAGCGCUUCUCUGUGAUCUUUUCUAUUUGCCGUUCGAGCAUGGAGUUCAAGGAGUCCAGCUGCUCCAGGAAUUCAACUGGCUCAAAAGCAACGCACAUCAUGUCUCCUCAACAUCACAUUGCAGGAAAAAUGCCGAAAAAACACCGGAGGCUCAAGAAUGGUUUGAACGGGCCAAGAAGCUAAAUGACUGCGCAGAGGCGCUGAACCAGUUGAUGGAUCGACUGACCGCUUGCAAUAAUCGAGAGCUGCUGUAUGAUCUGUAUCCAUAUGUUUGGGACAUGCGAGGCGUAGUAUCUCUUCUGAACUCCUACGUCAAAUGGCUAGCAAUCGGGCAUUUUCCGCAGAUGAUCACCAGUUUUACGCUCGGCAAUUAUACAUGGUUUUCCAAAGGCUGGAAGGAAAGCUUCAUGAGCGGCGAGCAAGAGCCAUGGGUUUUCAGGGGCGGUUUAACGGCUGAUCUUCAACGGCUAGUACCGGUAGAUGCAGGGUCCGAUCUGUUCAUUUACAAGGCGCCAGAUGUGCCGGUAAACAAAACAUACACCAUUCGCCCAUAUUUGUUCGAGGAUGAACAGGGAGUGUACGGAGUUUGUCGACGCACAUGUCUUGAUGGAAAUGAUGGAUCAGAGAUCUUCGCCCAGAAUUGCGAUUUGCCUGGUGACAGGUUGGUAGCAGGAUUCUUAAUUUUAUCCCCGGAAUUGUGCUUUGUGGUAGAAGACGAAACGGGGAUCGUAGGAUAUGCAUGUGCUGCUUUAAAUGCCAAACAGUUCUACACCCAACUAGAGUCGUCGUGGCUCCCUGUAAUGUGUACCAAGUAUCCACUGAACGAUGCCAGCAGUCCACCGCCAAACAAGCAUGUUGAGGAAAUGAUUAAAUGGUUCCAUUCGUUCAAAGGCGAGUCACUACCGUCAGCUGCACAUGCUAACCACCCUUCAGUCAUGUGUUGCAAUUUAUUGUCGACAGUUUCGGACCAGUCUGUGGCAAAGAGGCUUGUAAUCUGUUUACUGGCAGCUUUAAGGGCCAACGGUUCAUUUGGUGUGUGUGUCUCUCUGGAUGCCAAAGACCGCAACCUCCUAGAUUUUUACACCAAGCUGGGAUUUUUGGAACUCUGCCAAGGGUUUAGCACGGAAACAUCGUACCUAGGAAGGUCCUUCUAGGGAAAAACCUAGCUCAUCGCGCAGAGGAAAAAAGAGGUCGAAUGAUGGUGCUCUUUUCUGAAGAUGGGCUCAAUUGUCUGAAUCACUGAGGCUUCCAGAUCAGAGUCAAAUCUAUUCCUGAAGGGGAAUUUUUCAAAGAACAACUUUACCGCAGAAAAAAAGGCUCUAAGUUAAGUUUUUAUUCUCUAUUUUCUACCUUCAUUCUAAAAAGCUCCGAUUCCUACAUUUUGUAUGAUGUGUUAUGAACAUUUUUUUUAACGAUGCGGAAGUUCUUUUGCAAAAUUCCUGAAAUAUGUGCAGCAAGAUUUUCUCUGAGCAUAAAUGUAUAGCGUCAAGCAAGUCAGUCAUAUUUUUGACAUUAAGUCUGAUAUAACAUACUAUUUAUUUUGAUCAAUUCAUGUUGAUCAAAUCUGCGAGCUUCCCAGGCUCUUGUAAAAUUUUUCUGGAAUGGAGCUUCGAAAUUUCGCAAGAAGCACUGUCAUUUUUUCAGUGUUGUUUUUAUCACACAAGAUUUGUAUAGGCUAACAUUUUGUUUCAUUAACUUGGUCCGUUUUGGAGAUCGAAAUGAAGCCUCAAAAUGACGCAAACCAAUUUUCUAAAUGUAACCAAAUAUUAGUAAAAAAAAUAUAAUUUUAUAAUUAAUAUCAUGAUUGAUUAUGAUAAUUAUCAUUAUGUAUGGACAAUGUAGGUAAUUUCGAAAAAUAUUUUUAAAACCUAGAGGCUCUCUCAUGACUUGUAACUUAAAACCAAGUUCAAGUGAAAUGUGAAACGCCUAUUCACGUAUCAUUCAAGACAAAAAGUGUUUAAUAGAUCCUCAGAAUAGUCUAGUAAAAUUUCUGUUUUCAUCAAUCAUUCAAUCAUUGUAUAAUUUUUUCAAUGAGCCACGCAUCAGUAAUCUUAAGGAAUUGUCAUUCGUUUUGUCUGUUAAAUUUGUUGGAAAAAACUAAGAAAUGAGCAAAAUUAUAUUCAACCUUCAGCAAUGCCAGGCGCAACAGCAUACAUUAAGCCAGAUAUUGACAAUAUUGUUGUAAUUGCCUCACUUUGCUAGCGCUGGAUGGAGGUUAUGAGCCAAACAUUAUGCUACAGGAAAUUUUUACUUUAAGAAAAAAGUUGUUCAUAAAUUUCUCGACUAAAAUCAAAAUAAUGGCAUGCAGAGGAAAUCUUGCCUGACCUAUUCAUGCCGACAAAAUCCUGACUUGAGAAAAUCCUUCACCAAAUGUUCAACUAUUUGCCUUUUCUUUUUUAAAAAAAAGAAUAAAAAAAUUAAAGAUUUUCAAGUAGAGUAAUGCCCUGAUUAUCUAAUGAUUGGCAAGGGUCGCAGUGAAUAUGAAAAAAGUUUGGUGCAGGAAACCACCAUAAAAAGGCAGAAUAAAUGCCAUCUUAGGCUCUGAGUGUAACCUAAGAGCUCAAGCUUGGUCAAUUAUUUAUCGUACUUGCAAAACAUAGUAAUUUAAUUGUAGAAAAACAAACUACAAUCCCAGGUAUAUUCAACUGUUGCCUAUUAAACUGGCUUUUGUUGUGUUGGCGUAUUAGUUUUCGACUGAGAACUCAAUUUUGAUUACAUCAGAUAACUGAAGCAUCAGAUAUUUAGGGCAUUACUGUAAUUUUUUUUAAUCAGAAAUCUUCGGUGAGAUCGGCAUCAUCAUUUCUCAAAUAAACUCUAUAUCUAAACACCUACAUUUAAACCACUGCCUUCAAGUAGAAUUCUUUGUUUAAACCCACCAUUUUUCCAUGUUAUAAAAUUAGCGGAAAGGUUCUUAUAGACUGAAAGGUUUGUCAGACGCUCCGCAAAUGUGGCGUCUUUCAACCUGGGAAAUUGUUGGGCCUUACUAUGAAAAAUUGAUCGAUCAGUCAUACUUAUUUGCUUGUCUUUCAAGCCAUAAAUAUUUUUUACUUAUAAUUUAUUUCAAUUAUUUUAUUAUCUAUUCUUAUUUUGUCCAGCGUGUAACUUGUGAGCCUGCUGGAAAAAAGGGUCAGGUAGCUGGGUGCUGGGAUGAAUUUGUUAAAAUGAUUCAUAUUUUCUGAAUCCAGAGCUCACCUGUGAUUAACUGACGAUGCUCUUUUCAUGGUAUUGAAAAAGAAAGAGCAUAGGUUUGAAUCAACCACUGAGGACUGAGUGUAUCACAAAAGUUGAUUUUCAUUGAUGGGUCAUUAGAUUAAGGCAAAAACCUUUACUAGAUUUUAGGAUAUACCAUGUAUCAAGUUUUCCUCAGUAUGGUUAUCACUAAUCUAAUUUGGAAUUCCAAUUCUAGUGUGGCAAUUAUUGCCAUAAACCUAAGAAACUUGCAAUCAUGAAAAAAGCACCUAAAUGAAGCAUUCCUUUUUAUCAAAUUUUGAUCAUCGAAUCUAAAAAUAUUAAGAUUGUUCAAAAAAACAUUUCAAGCGGGCGGAUUGUUUUUGCAUCAGGUUUUCGAUUGAUAAACUAUUUUCAUCAACUUAUUAAUUAUCAAUGUGAAAACAAUUGUGCUACAAGAAUUGAAUUUUACCAAUUAUGAUUCAAGAUCAAAAGAUUUUUGAUAAUGAUGGUCAUUCUUGCCUUCUUUUAAUUAUGUUUACGUUUUUCGAAAGCAGGAACAUACCAAGUAUGAUUUUUUUGCUAUGAAGACUUAUUAACCGUAUAAUCACAUCGCAUAAACUUGAUGGUUGGUUUUUAUAAAAAUUUUGUUACAUAGCUAAUCAUGACUUCUUUGAGUCCAAGGUCAAAUUUAUCAGAUUGUUUUUACUGUAUUUGAUGUAAAUAUUUUGUUAUCUCAAUUACUCUAGUUAAUUUCUGAUUUAGUCAUUUCGUCUUGUAAAUAGCUCAAAUUUUCUUUUGCCUGUUUCUCUUUACUUCUGAAGUAUUAAUGUUACUCUUGUUCCUUUUGUAUAUUAGUCUUUUUUGCCCAGUCACAAUGUUUAGUGCUAGUAUUCUUAAGUUUCAAUUUAAUAAACUGUUUUUAUAUGCAACCAA